Molecule: messenger RNA, 813 nt
Organism: Blepharisma stoltei
Lineage: Eukaryota; Ciliophora; Heterotrichea; Heterotrichida; Blepharismidae
Source: the annotation of a GenBank genome assembly
AUGGGAAACAUUUGCUCGAACUCUCCAAUCCCUAAGCCUUUAAAAAUAAAAAAUCCACUUUUAAUGCAGCGUUUGUAUGAGAUAAAGAUUAAGCCAAGAACUUGAACCAUUAGUUUAAAGAUAGCAAAAGAAGAAAGCAUAGAAAUACUUCCAACUACAGAAAACUUAUCAGACGAAUUUACUCAAUUAAAGGAGCAGCAUAAUGAUGAAAAAAUCCACUAUAAUGACUAUUAUAACAAGUCAGCUAAACUUUCGGUAUAUUUAACUUAGAUGAAGCUUUUUGAGAUAGAAGAGGAAAAACGAAAAACUAAAGAAGAUAUUGAUGAACUUAAAAGCAAAAUUGAACAGAUAAAUAAAAAUAUAAGGAAUAAUUCAUGUGAAAACAAAGAAAAUGAAAUUGGGAAUUUAUUGGAUAAUAUUGACAGAGAUAGCAGACAAAAACAAUUGCUUGAGGAAGAACUUAACUGUGCUUGCGAAUAUUACUGGCCUUUAGCUCUUGAGUAUGAAAAUUUAAGUAAAGUUCUGAAUGGGGGCGAGUCUAUCAUAAAUUAUUAUCAAUAUGUUUUAGGGAGUUUAAAAGCUCAUUUAGAAGAGCUUGAAAAGAAUAAUGCAAUAUAGAAAUUUCCCAUAGAUGGCGCUGUUUGCCUUUGAUUUGCCCAUGAGGAAAAUUUUUUGGUUUGACCAAACCAUAUGGUACUGGUCGAACCAAAAAAUUUCCACAGUGGGCAAAUCAAGGGUAAACAGCGCGAUCUAUGGGAAAAUUCUAUAUUGAAAAAAGAAUUGGAUAUUGCAGCAAAUUAUUUGACCAAAUAA